Messenger RNA from Glycine soja, 1957 nucleotides. Its product is annotated as probable serine/threonine-protein kinase At1g01540. NCBI's taxonomy places the organism in Eukaryota, Viridiplantae, Streptophyta, Magnoliopsida, Fabales, Fabaceae. Gene Ontology annotation, molecular function: ATP binding; protein kinase activity. The transcript is spliced from 7 exons. Gene Ontology annotation, biological process: protein phosphorylation. Bases 260 to 1747 code for a protein of 495 amino acids. The record is from RefSeq and is a predicted model, not a curated record.
UGAGCAGUCAUGAAGGUAUUACUAUAAGCAGCUUCUCCCACGGGCCAAGUUUCCCAUCUCCAAAUCCAAAACCUGCCUCUUAGGAAAAAGCAGAGAAACUCACACACACAAUAAAUAAACAAACCAACUUAUCCUCCUUCUUCUCACUCUCUGGAUUCGAUUCAAAAGAAAAAGCUUAUCCUCUGUCACUCAUCUUCUUCUGCCAAAACCAAUGCCACCACCCAUUCUCUAGUUUCUAACACACUCUAUUUCAACAACCAUGUCACUAUACGACGCCGCUUUCGUCGACACAGAGCUCUCCAAACGCACUUCCAUCUUCGGCCUCCGCCUCUGGGUCGUCAUCGGCAUCCUCGUCGGAUCCCUCAUCGUCAUCACCCUCUUCCUCCUCUCCCUCUGCCUCACCUCCCGCCGCCGCCACCACCACCACCAUCACAAGAACCCCCGCCCCCGCCACCCCUCCACCACCCUCCCCACUCCCCCAAUCUCCAAAGAAAUCCUCGAGAUCGUCCACGUCCCCCCGCCCCCCGACACCGUCCACCUCCCCCCUCCGCCGCCGACAAAACCCGACCACCCUCGCUCCGCGGCGACGGCGGCGCUGUACUCGAGCGGGGAGAGCAGAGCAACCGCGAGUGCGUGCGAAACGGCGUCGUCGCUUGGAAGCGUGGGCCCCGAAGUGUCGCAUCUCGGGUGGGGGAGGUGGUACACGCUCCGAGAACUCGAAGCCGCCACUAAUGGGUUGUGCGAAGAGAACGUCAUCGGCGAAGGUGGCUACGGAAUCGUGUACCGUGGCUUGUUUCCCGAUGGCACCAAGGUUGCUGUUAAGAACCUUUUGAAUAACAAGGGCCAAGCUGAGAGAGAAUUUAAAGUUGAGGUAGAAGCAAUUGGUCGUGUGCGGCACAAGAAUCUUGUUAGGUUGCUUGGAUACUGUGUUGAGGGGGCAUACAGGAUGCUUGUGUAUGAAUAUGUUGACAAUGGGAAUCUAGAACAGUGGCUGCAUGGGGAUGUUGGACCUGUAAGUCCAAUGACAUGGGAUAUCCGAAUGAACAUUAUAUUGGGCACGGCAAAAGGAUUGGCUUAUCUUCAUGAAGGUCUUGAACCAAAAGUUGUCCACCGAGAUGUGAAAUCAAGCAACAUACUCAUUGAUCGCCAGUGGAACCCAAAGGUUUCUGAUUUUGGGCUUGCUAAGCUUUUGUCAGCGGAUCAUAGUUAUGUCACUACUCGAGUGAUGGGGACAUUUGGUUAUGUUGCACCAGAGUACGCGUGCACUGGAAUGCUGACUGAAAAGAGUGAUGUGUAUAGUUUCGGGAUACUUAUCAUGGAAUUAAUUACUGGAAGAAGUCCUGUGGAUUAUAGUAAACCACAAGGAGAGGUUAAUUUAAUAGAGUGGUUGAAAAGUAUGGUUGGGAAUCGAAAAUCUGAGGAAGUAGUUGAUCCUAAGAUUGCUGAAAAGCCAUCUUCAAAGGCUCUUAAACGGGCUUUGUUGGUUGCUCUUCGAUGUGUCGACCCUGAUGCAGCAAAGAGGCCUAAAAUAGGACAUGUGAUCCACAUGCUCGAGGCUGAGGACCUCUUAUUCCGUGAUGAUCGAAGGACUGGAGGAGAAUCCUCCCGUUCCCAUCGCGAUUAUCAACUAGAGCAUAAGGACUCAAAAUUAGAUAAAAGGCAGAUAGGUGGAGAGAUCACUGAUCAAAGUGAAGAUGACAGUACUACUAGUAGUAGACUGCACCCUCAACCCCAUAGAUCGAGAUAACUGUAGUAUGAUAACUGAAAAGCAAUGUGUCAUAUUAUCUUUCUUCCUAGUAGUUUGCCAAUAUUUAUUUUUACUUGAAUGAUGAAAGAAGCAAUUAGUUUUCCCUCUCAUUUGCAUAAUGUCUUCAGUUGUAACCUACCUCAAUUUGGGAUUCUUUUGUAUACUCUGAUUCAUUACUAUAAAAUUCAAAAUUAUUUGUGUUUCUCUUUA